CAAAAUGGUCUCUGUAGACGCUCCUCCUUCCGCACUCAAAUCUGCAAACCCUAAUGCGAGAUGAUGCUCAAUUCCCCCGAACGACUUAUCUGAUUCAAGUUUGGAGAUAAUUUUCCCGAGUUUUGCCGUUUCGGCGUUCUCUGAUUCCUGCAACUCGAAGCAAUCGUUCCUGUACAAAAAUUGGAUUUAUCUUGGAUUGCAAUCAACCACUGUGCCACCAAAAACAAGCAUUGAAUCCCUUCUUCUCUGUCUCUCUCCACUUCAGUGUCCAUACAAAAGGCUCCCAUUCGGAUGGCUUCCAGGAACAAGAGGAAUCAGCCUUCUAGCCCUCCACAAGGGUCAUCAUUGUAUAAAAGGCAAAAAAUUGGUAAUGUGAAAAUGCCUCCUAAUGCUAGAACAAGAAUGCAAACCCGACAACCCCUUGCAGUAGUAAAUGGGGGCCAGGAUCCUCCUCCUGUCAGCGGACCACCAAGCAGCGCAAGUUCUGACUCUGAACUGAUUGAAUUUAGCAAAGGGGAUGUGGAAGCCUUACUCAAUGAGAGGUUGAGAUUAAAAAAUAAAUUCAAUUACAAGGAAAAAAGUGAGCAAAUGGAAGAUUGCAUCAGAAGGCUCAAACAAUGCAUCAAAUGGUUCCAACAGCUCGAAGGGAAUUAUGUUGUAGAACAGGAGAGACUAAAAAGCUUGUUGGAGUUGGCUGAAACGAAGUGCAAUGAUAUGGAGUUGUUCAUGAAGGCAAAAGAAGAUGAGUUGAACUCAAUUAUUAUGGAGCUGAGGAAAAAUUUGGAGUCACUGCAACAAAAGCUUGAUAAGGAAGAAUCAGACAAAUUGGAAACAUUGGCUUCUUUGGCUCAAGAGAAGGACUCAAGACUAGCUGCAGAGAGACUGCAAGCUUCCAUUGCAGAAGAGCUGACGCGAACCCAACAAGAUAAUGCUAUUAGUGUCCAAAAGAUACAAUCACUUAAUGAUAUGUACAAGAGGUUACAAGAGUAUAACACAAGCUUACAGCAGUACAAUACUAGACUUCAGUCAGAACUUCAUACAAGUAAUGAGACUCUCAGGCGUGUUGAGAAAGAGAAAUCAGUAGUUGUUGAAAAUCUCAGUGCUCUUAGAGGCCACUAUACAUCUCUUCAAGAUCAGCUUACAUCUUCAAGAGAAUUACAAGAUGAGGCUAUGAAGCAAAAGAAAGCACUAAGUAGUGAAGUAACACGCUUGAGAGGUGAUCUGCAACAAGUACGAGAUGAUCGUGACCACCAAUUGCAACAAGUUCAGACGCUUUCUAGUCAACUGGUAAAAUAUAAAGAACAUAAUGGAAAAUCUACAGCUGAAGUAGAUACCUUGAAUGUGAAAACAAAGGAGUUGGAGUCAACAUGCUUGCACCAGUCUGAGGAAAUAAGGCAUCUAAAAGAGCAGUUGAGCUUUUCGCAGAAGAAAUUAAAGCUGUCUGAUAUGUCUGCAAUGGAGACAAGGUCUGAACAUGAAGAACAAAAAUCGGUUAUUCUUGAUUUACAAAAUCGUCUAGCUGAUGCAGAGUUAAAGAUAGUAGAAGGAGAGAAACUUCGCAAGAAAUUACAUAACACCAUCCUGGAGUUGAAGGGGAAUAUCCGUGUCUUUUGUAGAGUUAGACCACUCUUGUCAGGUGAUGGAGUUGUAACAGACACAAAAGUUGUUUCCUUCCCAACAUCAAUGGAAACAGAAGGUCGAGGCAUUGAAUUGACUCAUAAUGGUCAAAAACAUUCCUUUAGUUUUGACAAAGUCUUAAUGCCUGAUGCCUCUCAAGAAGAUACAUUUGUAGAGAUAUCCCAGCUUGUUCAAAGUGCUCUGGAUGGUUACAGGGUAUGUAUAUUUGCUUAUGGUCAAACGGGUUCUGGAAAGACAUAUACUAUGAUGGGGAAGCCAGGACAGACUGAUCAGAAAGGUUUGAUUCCAAGAUCACUGGAACAAGUGUUUGAGACCAGACUUAAUCUUCAAGCCCAAGGAUGGAAAUAUGAAAUGCAGGUUUCAAUGCUUGAAAUAUAUAAUGAAACGAUCCGUGAUCUAUUAGCGCCAAAUAGAUCAGCUGAAAGUGCUGCAAAGCAGUACACUAUCAAACAUGAUGCAAAUGGCAACACUCAAGUUUCUGAUCUUACAAUUGUUGAUGUUCAUAGCAGCAAAGAGGUUUCAUAUCUCUUAGACCGUGCUGCCCAAAGCAGGUCUGUGGGCAAAACUCAAAUGAACGAGCAAUCCUCAAGAAGUCACUUUGUUUUCACACUUCGAAUAGCUGGUUACAAUGAGAGCACCGAUCAACAAGUACGAGGUGUUCUCAAUCUAAUUGAUCUUGCUGGCAGUGAACGCCUAUCUAAAAGUGGAUCUACCGGGGAUAGACUAAAAGAAACUCAGGCUAUCAAUAAGAGCUUAUCAUCACUAAGUGAUGUCAUAUUUGCUUUGGCGAAGAAAGAGGAGCAUGUGCCUUACAGAAACUCAAAGUUAACUUAUCUUCUCCAGCCUUGCUUGGGUGGAGAUUCGAAGACUCUAAUGUUCGUCAACGUAUCCCCUGAUCCUUCAUCCGUGGGUGAAUCACUUUGUUCACUACGUUUUGCAGCCAGGGUAAACGCUUGUGAGAUAGGCGUUCCAAGACGCCAAACCAACAUAAGAUCUUCGGACCCUCGUAUGAGCAUUGGAUGA
Andrographis paniculata is the source of this 2661-nucleotide messenger RNA. RefSeq names its product kinesin-like protein KIN-14N. Gene Ontology annotation, biological process: microtubule-based movement. NCBI's taxonomy places the organism in Eukaryota, Viridiplantae, Streptophyta, Magnoliopsida, Lamiales, Acanthaceae. The transcript is spliced from 18 exons. Bases 292 to 2661 code for a protein of 789 amino acids. Gene Ontology annotation, molecular function: ATP binding; microtubule motor activity; microtubule binding. The record is from RefSeq and is a predicted model, not a curated record.